CUUCGUCUCUCGAUUUUCUCGGUCCUGGCACUCGCGGUGGCUUUCCCUGUCGCGUCCUUUCACUCGGUGGUUGUUACGUCCCCGAAAAUACCCCGACAACGGAAUAACCUUAAAAGAUACGCGCGGCUCGUAGUGCGUCCAGAGGCAUCGGCGUUCGCCGAUUCUCUCGCGGAUGGGAUAACAAUCGACGAUCGUCAGAUCUCGAAUAUCGUUCGAUGAUCCACCGCGACUUCUCGAUUCGCGGUGUGUUUACCAGUUUGGUGGAUGUUAGUACAGUGAGUCACGGUGUCUCGUGUGGUCUCGUCAUUCGCACGUACCAGUGAAUUUUCUCGAAUAUACCGAAAGGCAACACGAAAACGCUUGGAAAAGAAUGGUACGAGGGACAGAGGCAGAAGCAGAAGCUGAAGCUGCCAGCCGCGAAUUGGGUUACGUCCCGUUCGCCUGGCAACGAUAUAUGACGCAACGGCCACCCUUCGCGAGUACCGACAAUCCUCGUAAUCUUUGCGUGCGGCUUUAACUGCGACAGGACACUGUCGUUGAAUCGAGUCGAGUGCAACCAACACGAAAAGAAAACUCGAGGUACGUUCCAUGCGAUCACCUCUAUCCCCGCCCCUUUGCUCGCGACCACUCGAUUGCGCAGCCAGUUUUGGAGGUUAGCCGAUCACGAUUGAGAAACCUCAACGAAAGCGACACCCACCGAGCGAGCCAGCCGGAUCAGCUGUUUCCCAGGGCGACCUUUCAACGACUACCCUAGGUAGCCCAAAUGCCAGUCCAGCACGCGAGCCUUCUGAAAAGCACCGUCUCGAGAGCUCCUUGGUACGAGCGUGAACGGAGGCAAGACGAUGUUGUCGUACAUGCUACCAACGGACGACAAGCCGCCACCAGGAGACACGAAUCAGGCCAACUAUCGCGCUAGUAAGCUACAGAAGAGUCCGAGAGAACGUCCUCCGUUGGCCUCGAAGCCGGCAAUAGCCGUUUCCCCGAGGAAUUACUCCGACACGGCCAGAACGAUGAUCGUCUCGACGAAAAUCGAGGAGCAUGCCGGCGAUCAGCAGCCGGGGCUCCCGCCGAUCGAAAGCCCAAAGCACAACGGUACCGUGACGAAGAAGUCGACGUUGCACACGUCGAAAGUCACCAAAGACGACAGUCUGUACAGCAUCAACAGCGACACCAGCACGGUCGGAAGCGAUCGAAAGAACAAAAUUUUCAACGGAGCGAAGCACACUAGUCUAAAAAGAGUCUCCUUUGGUUCGAGCAAAGGAUCGAUGGUAGAAACUUUGGUGUACGAAACUCCCGUUCAAGAGGAGCCAGAGAUCAAUUGUUUCCUGGACCACAACGGGCGCUUACCCCCUCUGAUCGCGUCAGUACCCGAUACCGACGAAGGUAGGGAAAUGGUACGCGUGUCGUUGCUUGGUCCACAACCUUCACCGACAACACCCGGCGUAUUUCAGGUCCAGUCAAUCGCGAUAUCGAGGACUCAACCGAUCGACAUGGACACCGUUCCGGCCGAACUCCUGACCACCCACACCGAACACACGGCUCCCGCCUAUCACACGCAAAUCAGCACGGACAGCGGCUGGGAUAAUCCGUUCAGACCGGACGGCGACCUUUCGAGGGAGGCCGACGAGAUAGUGGAAUUGAUAAAAGGUGGAAAACCCAUCACCCCGACCCCUGGCCAAACCGCUCCACCGUUGCCAGGAUGCGAGACUGGCGGGAACGCGCAGACCGCGAUCGACCACGAUUCCAGUUCCAGCCCCUUGCUGAAGUCUUCGGCGAAUUCUACCAACCGACACGCGAACACGUCGCCGAAGCCUGGUCAGGAGAAUGGAAAGGCCCACAGCACUCCGAUUAAAUCUGGAACCGCCAACAGUCAACAGCCUGUGAACGAUAAGGUUGCCGCGGCAUCGAGGGCAGCGACCGUGGAGGUGGCCAGAAUGACGGCGCAGGGACCAGGCGACGCUUCGCAGGUCGAACACGUCACCUUGAAGAAGAAGCCUAAAUGCAAAUGUUGUGUUCUGCAGUAAUGGACGCGAACCGAGCACGGAUGUCUCAGCAACCGGACGACGAUUAUUCUCCGUCGUCGAGGACGCGUCGCGGCGAUAUCGUUGAACGACGCGUUCUCCGUUCGCGUUUCUCGAAUGGGUCGUUAGGUCGCUACCAGCGCCGUGGAAAACGACGGAAAUCCUCCCAUCGCGUGUAUCUUCUGCCAGGGACGAGUUUCCUGAAAAAACGAGGAAACGCGGCUACCAGAUGAAAGCGUAGCGCGACAGGACAGAGUCGGUAAUCGCGUGUCCCCUCUUCGAAAGACAAGUUUGAUUUUUCGGCUCGAAAGAUGAACGUUGAUAGACCGAAAACUCGAAUCAUUUCACCGGGGAACGUUUACGAACGAAUCGACGCCGACCGGGGGAAGCUACCUGACCGCGCGUAAACCACCGAGCCUCUUCGAUAGACUUUCAGAGACAGUGAAGUGUCCAUAAAGUAAAUAGACUAUGAAAGAAGAGAAUGGGUAAGAAAAAAAAUUAUAUAUAUUAUACAUAAAACUAUAUUGUAGAUACAGAAAUGGUAGUUGUAUAGCUUAUAUGCUUUUACUAUUGUGGUUAAUUACUGUCAAAAAUCAUCGUAAUUUCAAGAACGUAUAAACGACGACGAACGCGAGCGUGAAAGGAAAAAAGAAAUAUAUAGGUUCGCGAUCGCACGGAAUGAUGUUUAAACUUUGAUCGGGUUUACCGAGAAAGCUAUUAAUUAUACUUCGUUGGACAUCGAUAUACUACUAUAUAUAUAUAUAUAUAGAUAUAUAUAUAUAAAUUCAUAAAUUCUCGUUUUUACUCAAAACUCCAAACCUCUUCUAUAUAGACGACUUUUACGGAAAAUUUUGUAACAUCGCGUAGAGACGUGCGCUAAUCAAAAGGUACUACCGCGAUCGUGAAGAGCGACUAUAAAUGUAAAAAUGAGGGAGAAAAAGAGACGAGAAACCGCGGCGUAUUUUUUUCUUUUCUUGCCGCGACACGAGCAUCAUCGGGAACGCAUGUUUUUUCUCGAUGACGAUGUCUUUCCUCGUAAUCGCUUCACUUCGACACGAAUCCUUUACGUUGCCGUUAUUUUGUACGCCUCGCAUUAAACAUGAAACGCAAACGUAUCGAAGAAGAAAAGCUGUGCUACGAUAGUUGCGCGCGAGUAACUAUUCAGGAUCGUCGUACGAAAUGUGUAAAUAUCGCGAUAUUUUUUGAAAUGUGUGCAUGCGAGACUGUCGGCGAUCCCUGAGGAGCACGAGAAUUCGACGAGGAAAGCAGUUGCGAGCGAGAUUGCUGUUAGAGCACAAAGUAAACGCGUCGAGUACGGAGAAAGAAAAAUGUAUACGUAUCGCUUGUCGAGGAAAACGGAGCAAUACGGGUAAUUGCACCACGAGCGAGUAUAGUUUGAUCUUUAACGCGUUAACCCUUUGAGCAUAAACGAAAAGUCUAACCGUUGAUCCACAAUUGAACUAUGCUUAUUCACGGUACGAUUACUUCUGAAGAUGAAGAAUGCGCGAGAUCGAUCGUUCAGCGAUUUCUUUUUGGUAGACGUUUUGAUUUUCAGUGUCCGUAAUCAAUUAUUUAUUGUUUUUAUCGAAUAUGUAUUUCGUUUCCACGUGUCCUUUCGCUGCUUUCAACCCGUUUUUAUUGUAUUUAACUGUAUGCAUGAACGUGUACGUACGCUUCGAUGGAUCUUGUCGAACUAUGUUUGUAUAGACGCGAUCGAAGAAUGCGAGUAAACGCGUUUACGACACGUCCAGCGCGGACGUUGAUGUUCGUCGUUGGGGAAACCGUUGAUCGGUUCCACGCGUAAUUAUUAUAUGUGUAAGAAAGUUGAACCGCGUGUUUCCGCUAUGCGAAACGGAACUGCUUGUUGUAUACGCGCUGAAAGAGGAACAUCAAAGAAUAAGCAGGAAAUUGUCUUUCUUUCUUUUCCAGUAUUUACCUAUGAUUGAUUUUAAUAGAUUUCGAUCCCAAUAAAGAAUAAUCGUGUCUCGUGGAAGAAAUUCUAUCAGGUUACGUAUGAAAUGAUUUCUUUAAUCAGACUCGUUUAAUUCGAAGACAUCAAAUUUAACGUUAUUCGUGCUAGUCGACGACUACGCGCGACGUGGAACAGAGGUAUAACGCGUCGUCGCAUCGAGCGGUGCUUGUUUCGCGUUUGGCUGUACCGUAUGAUGUAUGGUUGCGUAUCUGGCUGAGCGAGUGCCUGCCUGUAUUUUUUAAUACACAUAUCCGCGUAUUUUCCUAGAUCGCCCGGGCCAAAAAAUAUUUAUGAAACGCUGCGAUACAUUAGUGGUGACGGAACGAGUGUAGUAGGAGUGGAAGUUAAUGCAAGAACGACAGAAGAUGAAUAUAAGAAGAUUUCCUUUAUUUUCAAUUCAUUGUACGCAGUUGCAAUGUAUGUACGGUACAGAGUGUAAUAUAAAAUUGUAAGUAAUAGGAGA
Hylaeus volcanicus is the source of this 4456-nucleotide messenger RNA. RefSeq lists its product as uncharacterized. The record is from RefSeq and is a predicted model, not a curated record. Bases 843 to 2024 code for a protein of 393 amino acids. Lineage: Eukaryota; Metazoa; Arthropoda; Insecta; Hymenoptera; Colletidae. The transcript is spliced from 7 exons.